Rubroshorea leprosula is the source of this 277-nucleotide messenger RNA. The record is from the annotation of a GenBank genome assembly. Lineage: Eukaryota; Viridiplantae; Streptophyta; Magnoliopsida; Malvales; Dipterocarpaceae.
GGCUGUUGCAAUGUUGGGUUCAUGUUUCAAUCUACGGAUCACUUGGGAUUCUUCAAGAAGGAUCUGGCUUUGCUCCAUCUGGGAUUCGGCAUUGGGGUUCAGAAGCGGAUUUGUGUUCAAAACAAAAGGGAUUGAAGGGUGCAGAAUACCCGGCUGGUGAGAUGAAGAGAAAGGCGAUUGACAUGAGAGCCAGAGGAGGAAUGAAGUAUGAAAUAAUCUAAACGGCACCGUUUAGCUUGACCAAGCUUGAUUAACUUAAUAAAAUCAUUGGUGUUAA